AUGAAUGGUAACUAGCUUAAAAAUCCUGAAAUAGAAAUUAUAGCUGCUGAAGAAAUGAAAUCUCGACAACCAUCAUAAUAACAUAUAUCGAUCUGUUUCUGCAUAUUGCUCACCAUAAUAUAUUCGGUUUUAUUAGGAAUUGAGCAAACAUAAUUGCCAUUAAUGAUUUGUAGCAUAUCUUAUAACACCCUCAUAGCUAUGAUAAUAUUCAUCAACACAUCUAAAAUUAAUACCAAAUAUUACUUUACAAUGAUUAUCUCGAAUUAAGAAUACCUAAUUAUUAUAGCAUUUUUAAUAGAUAGUUUGACCCAAGAACCCGAUCCAAUGAAUGCGUUGGAAUAAACUAUUAUUAAACUCAGCUCACUUGUAGUUGUAUGUAUUAACGGAAAGCUUUUAUUCAUCUUGGUUAUGAUCUCCAUUUCAUUGUUGUAACUAUUAAAAGAUUUGCAAAACAAAGUGUCAUAAAUGAAAAAAUAAUUGAAUGUUACUAACAUGACACCAAAUCAGAAUAUUUCAUAAUAUUCAUAAUUGGAAAAACAAAAUGAUGAGAUAUGGAAGAAUAGAAUGCAAACAAUUCCAAUUAUUGCCAUUAUCAUAUCUAUGCAAAAUUGGUAAAUUGUCCAUAAAAACUAGUCCUUCUAUACUUUCUUUUCAUCUUAUAAGUAAACGGAAGAAGAAUUAGAAAAUUUGGUAAUGAAUCAUUUAAGUUUUCAUGUUUCCAGUAGUAAUCUCGAGGAAUAAGAUGUUUCGUCCAUUAAUUAAUUCAUAAAAUAGAUAAGAAGACCUCAUGCCAUGACGUUUAAUAAUAAUUGUAAUUAAAGAAAUUAAGAAACACUUCAAGAUAUCCCUAUAGGAUAUUAAUCUUUGAAUGAAAUUGUGUUGAAUUUUAAAAGUAAAGUCCAAUGUUCUUUCCUCAAUAUUCAUCACUCCGUUUAUUAUGAAAUCUCAUGCCGAUAACAACUAGAAGAUGGAUCAUAUCUAUAGUUAUUUGGAUAAAUUGUAUAAAAUGAAAAAGACAAUGAACUUUUAAUAUUUUUGAAUGACUUCUCAGGUUAAAAUGAAAUGUAAUAAAAUAUUCUUCUAAACGAUUUUAAAUCUAAAAUCCUCCAAUCAUUCUCUCAUGAACUCAGAACCCCACUUAAUAGUGCUUUGAACUUUUUAACUUCCUCUUUGUAAGAAUAAAAGAUACCUUUAUAUGUGAAAGAUAAUCUGAUAGAGCCAGCAAUCAAUUCAUUAAAGAUACAAAAGUAUCUAAUAAAUGACAUACUUGAUUUCUCAUCAUUUUAUCAAGAUCACAUCAAAAUAUAACUCAAAGAAUUUACUAUUUCUGAACUUAUUGCCGAAAUUAGUUCGAUGUUUUAUUAUCAAUUUAACACUAAAUAAUUAGCUUUCCAUGUUGAUUUAAAAGAAAAUUAGUUAAAUUCAUUUUGUACUGAUUACAAAAAGCUUCUUUAAAUUUUAAUUAAUCUUAUCUAAAACUCCUUAAAAUAUUCCUUUAAAGGAGGCUGCGUUCUUAAACUAAUAUCAUUACCAAAUCAAAAUAUAUUAUUUGAAAUAGCAGAUUAAGGAAUAGGUAUUGAAUAAGGUCUAUUAUAAAAGUUAUCAGAUAUAAGCAAGAACAUGGAUAGAAAUAAAGAAUUUGUAAAAGAUUGGCAUGGAAUAGGUUUAAUAAUUUCUUCUAUUAUUUUAUAAUACCUUGCUCCUCCAGAUAUGAACUCUUUUAAUAUUAAGUCAGAAGGGGAGAACAAAGGAACGUUUAUUUCCUUUUGUAUACAAAACUUUUUUCGAGUUCCUGCAUCCUAAUAGAAUAUCAAGAAUAGCACUUCGAAUUGUAUGAAUAUUGGAAGUGCAUCAAGUCAAUUCAAGCAAUUGUCAGCUUCUUAAUAAAUACAACUUAAUAGUUCUCUAUUCAAUGUUAUGGGGACUAUAGUUAAAGCCACAGAAUUUCACAUCACAAGCACUCAAAUCAAAACACAAUUUGCAUAGUAUUCUUCAAAAAGAUCUUAAAAUGACUCUUUUUAUUCUGAAAGCAACGAUGACUUCUUAGAAAAGAGAUUGGAUGAUUUAGAAAGUUUGAAUCCCUUUUUGAUAACAGAUAUCAAUAAGGUUUACAACAAAGUAAAAGAUAAAUCCUCAAAGGUCAUAAAUUUAAAAUAAAUUAAAUAAUUAGAGGAAAAAGAAUCUGAAUUAUUCUUGAGUGGAUUAAAUAGUUUAAAAAAAUGUAAUUGCAUGAGAAUUUUAAGUGUUGAUGAUGAAAUUUUUAAUUAAAAGUCCUUAUAAAUUUUGAUUUCUAAAAUGGGAUUCGAAGUGCUGCUAGCAUUUAAUGGCUAAUAAGCCAUUUAAAUAGUAUAAAAUUUAUAAAAGUGUUGUUCAUCUUGCAAUUUACUUUCUUUAAUUCUAAUGGAUUAUCAGAUGCCAAUAAUGAAUGGAAUUGAAGCAACAAAAUAAUUAAUUAAUAUGAUGAAUAAAUGUUAAAUUCCUUAUAUUACAAUUGUUGGAUUAACAGCAUUUACUAGCUAAAAGGAUAUAGAUAACUGCCAAAAGGCAGGGAUGGAGUAAGUGCUUGCUAAACCAUUAAAUAUAUAAGAAUUGAAACAAAUUUUAUUAUGUGUAUUUAAAAAAUAUUGA
Molecule: messenger RNA, 2628 nt
Organism: Paramecium tetraurelia
Lineage: Eukaryota; Ciliophora; Oligohymenophorea; Peniculida; Parameciidae
Exons: 3
Biological process (GO): phosphorelay signal transduction system
Molecular function (GO): phosphorelay sensor kinase activity
Source: RefSeq, a predicted model, not a curated record